Molecule: messenger RNA, 3743 nt
Organism: Seminavis robusta
Lineage: Eukaryota; Bacillariophyta; Bacillariophyceae; Naviculales; Naviculaceae
Source: the annotation of a GenBank genome assembly
UCAAAUUUUGAAGAUGUCUGCCAGCCAAAUUUGUUCACCAUCAAUCCUCUCUUGCAUGGCAAGCUUCCUUCUUGUAGUGUCGAGCAAGGGGCGUAUGCGACCAACAAAGAGGCCCUGGGAAGGGUGUGACAGCUCCGUCUGAUCUACUUUACUAAAUGGUUCAUCUUGCCGUCAGUAGCACACAAUAGCAGUUCACUCGUCUACCCGUCACCCUUGCGAACCCUCAUUUUUCUCGCAUAGCAUCGAAUCCACUAUUGUUCCAGUUUGGUCGGUCAGGUCCAGAUCACUUACUUACUUAGUCAAUCAUGUCGUCCUCCGAGGACCUUUCCUUUGACAAGGUCAAGUUCGGCAAGUCGGAAGGAACUCUGAUGCUCUCUGCCUCCGAUCUGAGCUUCAAGGCAGAUGGCAAGACGCUCAAGGUGCCAUUGGCCAACAUUGCCAAGCAUCAAAUCAAUCCCAAAUCUCAUGCCAAGGCUCUGUUAAAAGUCAUGAUGAAAAACAACAAACCCGCCAAACUCUUCCAGAUGGAAACUCGAUCAGACUUGGAAAAGAUCAAUAAUGAAAUUAUCAACCGCCUCCGAGAGUUUCCCGCGGAUGACUCUCGCGACAAACCACCCGUGCCCAAAGCAGCAGCAGGAGCAGCAGCAGCAUCUUCAACCGACGACAAGGGUGGGGUCUAUCAGGGGGUGCACUUUCGAAACAUGGUGGGAUCACUGCAUUUGCUGGAGAAACAACUCAAAUGGGAAUCCUCAGAAGAAGGGGGAAAGACCUUUGCCCUGGCAUAUGCCAAUAUUGCCAAGCAACAAAAGAGCCCACCCAAAAUUGCCAAGUGUAUAUUGAAGCUCACCAAACCAGAUGAUAAGGUAUUCUCAUUUCAAGUAGCCAGUCGAGAUGAUUUGGAAUCACUCAACAAGGAAGUGGAAAAACGAAGAAAACAGCAACAACCAGCAGCUCCCGCCAAGAAAGCACCAGCCACCAAAAAGGCAGCCGCCGAACGAACCGAAACAGCCGAUGGAGUGGUGUAUUCGCAAGUGAUUUUCAAAGCGGUCACGGGGAAUUUGACGCUGUCCAAGGAAACUUUGGCAUUUGAAUCUACCGGUCCCAAAAAGGCAUCCAAAGCGAUUCGAUGGAGUCGCGUUACCAAGAGCCAAGGGAACCCUCCCAGUCAUGCCAAGGUGCUAUUAAAAGUGUUCUUGACCGAUGAUAGUCCCCUCCUGUUUCAGCUCCAGGAGCGACCCUUACUACAGCAGCUCAAGAAUGACAUUGAAGCCCGAAUGAAGACUCCCAAGGCAGCCAAGAAAAACGACAACAAACAAAAGCUGGGGGAUCAAUUGUCCGCACUCCAAAGCGAUGAUGCCAAGAAACCGGCAGACGAUGAUGCCGUCACCGUCGAGACCAAGUUUCAACCGGAUGUCAUGUCGGCUGCCACAAUUGCCUAUGAGGGCGUCAAACAGGGUAACGCAACGGGACGGCUUGUGUUGACCAAGAAUGACAUUUCGUUUCAAAAAGCCGAUGGGAACAAAGAAACGUAUUCAUGGGGUGACGUCUUCAAACAUCAAUGCUCGCCACCCAAAAUCGCCAAAGCACUGCUCAAGCUGGUAUUGACCAAUGCUGAAAAACCCAUCACAUUUCAGCUACCCAAUCGUAAAGAUUUGGAAAAGAUCAGGAGAGAUAUCGCCGUGCGAUUGCAAGAAUACCAGGACAACCAGCAAGCAGCAGACGAGAAGCUGGAAGCCAUCAGCGAAGACAAAGCGGCAUCAGCAGAGGCCUCCAAGGCAAAGAAAUCUGCACCUGCAGCCGAUGACAGUCCAACAGCUAAGAAGGAGCAAGAUAGUGAUAAGGAAGCCUCAUCGGAGACAGCGACAAAAGGCAAGCAGGAAAGCACCCAAGCUAGCGAAGAACAGCCCGAGCAACAGGAAGAAAAGGAGGAUAACUCAAUGAAAAGGUCGCAAAGUGAUGUCAUCAAUGAUCUUCUUUCGUUGGCUUCCAUGGGAUCAGACGAUAGUGGCAGCGAGGCUGAUUCAGGGCCAAUCAGGCCCCCCAAUUCUGGUAUCAGCGGUCUGCUUGCAAUGUCAGACUCGGAUCCACAGGAAACUGCGGCAGCAACGGGAGAAAUCCCCAGUAUUUUCGAUGAUAGUUUUGCAUCGCUAAUGGCAGAUACCGGCUUCAACUCAGAUGGCUCGGAUGAUGAAUUCUCCGUUGUAACAACGGAUACAAGGACUGCCAAGGCGGCAAAGAAAGCAACCUCACUGCCAGUAGAUUACAAGGACGUGACCUUUCGAUCCAUGACCGGCGUUGCCACUCUUACGCAAGAUCAUUUGCUGUUUCAGCCAGAUGAAACGAAACACCCAGGAGAACAACCUACAAGGCUUACCUGGGAUAGUGUGGAGCGCCACCAUGGCAGCCCUCCCAAGCUCGAUAAGGCAGUUCUCAAGGUCUUUUUGAAGAGCGGCCAAUCCGCAACCUUCACAAUGACGACGCGCAGGGAUUUGGAAUUGAUUCGAAUGGAUUUGACAAGCCGACUACAUGAACGCCGAAACACAACCAGUUUUACGUCAUCCGCAUUAGAAGGACUCGUCAUUGGGAAGGGCGCCCACAGUGGAAAGAACGCCAACGGGUACGUAGCGAGUUACAAGAAACUGCCACCCGGAGCGCAGUCGUCUUCUGCCUACCACCCCGUGCAACACCAGCAAUGCGAGGGUUCGGUUUUCUUGAGUUGGGAUCAGUUGUCCUUUCAACCGAGCGGGCUUGGGGAUGUGGACAAGGCACGGACUUUAUUCUGGGAUGCCGUCGCGGGGCACGAAGUUUCGCCAGACAAGCCAAUACUGACCAUCAAGAUGCAGGACGGGGAGAAUGUGACGUUUCGAUUUUCCAAUCGGCGCGAGUUGGAGAAGUGUGAUACAGACGCCGAGUCGCGUAUGCACUCGUAUGGUGAAUUUGAAAGUAUUUCCCACAACCCUCCAGAAGAAGACUCAGAACCGGAAAAGCCAAAGAGCAACAAGAAGAAACCAAAGCCUAAGCCGAAGGCAUCUGAGAUUGACCCAGAAUUCAAUAUGCAAGCUCUCCUGAAUGUUUCCAGUUCAUCAUUUGACGACGGUGACGGCGAUGGCGAUGAUUUGUUUGAGAUUCCACCACCCCCAUCGCUUCCGCCCCCUCCACCACGAGGCAUCUCCAGACAGCGAUCUUCGAGUUCCUCAAUAUCAUCAGCUUCUUCAAGCUCUUCCUCCUCCAACCACUCGUCCUCUUCAUCUUCCGCCGGCUCUGGCGGGUCACAAAACAACGACAUGGAUGACGACACGGAACAAACAGAAUAUGACGAUGUGCCGGCGCCUCCUCCUCCUCCUGUUGAACCCGAAACGUAGGCAACAUGAUUGAUUGACCCACACAAUCGGCGGACGUGGAGUUCGAUGCCAGGAAACGCUUAUCUAGAUGUUGAGACCCUGUUCAGAUACUCCUCGUCACCCACGUGCGCGGUACUGAAAUUCAGUCCAGCAUCGUUGGCUACUUCCACCGAGGUGGCAAUGCAUGGCUGCGCCAUGUUUGUACAGCAGUUUCGGGCCCCAAUUGAAGCGUCAUUGGCGACAGACUGGAACUAGCUAGGGGAUGGCUGGGUUCGCCUUCUGCGAAAGUCUUGUGGCAAUGGGUUUAGCUGAUGCAGCCUAACUAAGGUAACCAGUGUUCCUCUCCAUUUGUAGCUUUCAAGCUGAUCAUACAUCUUAGGAAUACUUAGCAUGCAGGCAAGC